AUGAAUACACCGGAGCCAUACAGAACUGAAGCUGUGGAAGAAAUGCGAGCUUCUUGCGAAGAACCCCGCAAAGAAGAUGCACAAUGUAGAGAGCUUUCGAGAUUUGACUUUCCAGAGUGCAUUAUUCACUUAGUACAAGGGCUGCAGGAUAAAGAAGUACCGUGGCGGGUGUUUUCAGAAAUAGUUGAAGCAGCUCACACAGAAGUUUACCCGGAGUGUUGUGAUCACUGCUUUGAAGUAGCAUAUCGACAAAAAUUCGGAUGCCUGGGACGUGGUGUAAUGUAUUGGCAAAAAUUCAAAUGCAUGCAGCCUGAACAACCCGGUGACGAUCCGGAUGCUAGAUUUGACAGACCCGAGUGCGUGCGUUUUUUAGUACAGGGGCUAGAUGAUUAUGAAGUGGAUUGGGAGGUGUUUUCCGAAAUAGUCAAAGCGGCGCACACAGAAGUGUACCCAGAGUGCUGUCCGUACUGUGAAGAAAUAGCAGAUUGGCAAAAAUGCGGUUGCCUGAGAUGUGAGGAGGAGGAGACGGCUGAGGGAGCGAAAAGCAUAAGAGGGGAUGAGCAUGUGACAGACCAGAAAGUGGAGCCCAUUUAUGAAGAAAUGCAGAGUGUACACGGUAUCCAAGAGCGACCAGAAGUGCCUGAGGAAGACGUCACAGUACCAGGACUGCUGAAACAAAAAGUGUCGCAGUGCAUACAGACUCUCUACCCUAAUAUGGCGGAGCUGAACUAUGUAGCGGUGGCUGAGGAGGUCAAGGAGAACAAGUUUGAUCCUGACUGUUGCAGAUUUUGCAACCACAUAGCAUAUUGUCAAGAAGUCCCCUAUGAUGAAGAUGAUGAGAGUGCCAGAGCAGAUUGUGGACUCAGGGGAUGAA
Eublepharis macularius is the source of this 874-nucleotide messenger RNA. RefSeq lists its product as uncharacterized. NCBI's taxonomy places the organism in Eukaryota, Metazoa, Chordata, Lepidosauria, Squamata, Eublepharidae. The record is from RefSeq and is a predicted model, not a curated record. Bases 1 to 873 code for a protein of 290 amino acids. The transcript is spliced from 4 exons.